AUGAGCACAAGAGACAAGCGUUUCUCUAAAAUUGGAAGGGAUUCGCGCUUUAUACAACUAGAAUCACGAACAUCUCGUAAAGAAAACGUCGAUGGUGAUGCCCGCUUUGCAAACCUGGGCAAGUCUAUUGCGGACAUGGCCAUGGAAACAAAGUCGUCUAAGACUCAUAGUACAGAAGAAAUGCAGUCUGACCAUUCUAGUGAUGAGCAUGCAGAGCCAAUAGAAGAGGAGUAUCCUCUUAAUUCUGACGAUCUUGAGGACGAAGUAAUUCCAUACGUGGACGGAGAAGAAUCAACGUCUUUGGCCAUCGUUAACAUGGAUUGGGACCACAUAAAAGCUGCCGAUCUGUAUGUCGUGCUCCAUUCCUUUCUGCCAGCGACAGGAAAGCUGGAGCAUGUCAGGGUGUUUAUGUCUGAGUUCGGACGUGAGAGAUUGGCCCAGGAAGCAGUCAAAGGCCCGGGAUUGGAUGCUUAUGUCGAUAAGGAGCGAGAAAAGAUAUUUGCUGAAUACCGGAGGAACAUGGACAGCGGGGCGGUAGAGUUUAAGAACACUAAGCAGGUGCCGGUGACGAAGUUAUCUUCAGAAUACUACGACAUUAAGGAUUACUUUGAUGCUAACGCUGAUGAAGCAGAAGCAGCUGCAGAGAAUGCUAUUCGGCGCUACGAGCUCGACCGCAUGCGUUAUGCCUUUGCAAUAGCUAAGUUUAAUUCCAUACAGACCGCUUCUAACAUUUACUCGCAGUUAAAUGGCGUGCUCUUUGAACGCUCCAGUUGCACACUAGAUCUGCGCGUAGUUAUGUUGGAGGACGAGGCUCAGUUCCUGAAGGGGGACAAACUGAUUCCCGUUGCAGAAGGAGGAUGGCUGAUGGACGCGUGCUUUUCUUUUCCGCAACUCUACGCUGCAAAAGAUGACUUCGAAACGAAAGCGCUCCAAAAGACAAAACCCGAGCUCACAUGGGACCAAACAGAUCCUGAUCGGUUGAAGAUAACCACCCGGAAACUAUCGAACGAGGAGGCGCACGAUUGGGCAAAUGACCCGGCCAACCAGUUUAUUGCCAUGAGCGAUGAAGAUGAGAGCGAUGGAGCAGGCCGCUUUGAUCUUUUAACAGGUAAUCAUAAGACAGAAGAUGAUAGUAGUGACAGCAAUGAUGAUGAUGAUGGAAGCAGUAUCGGAUCAGAUGAGCCACAGCACGGCAAGCACAGUAAGCACAGCAAAGACGACCUUUUUAUAAGCUUUGAUUCCAUACUAACAGGUAGUUCAGUACCAGGUCGGUCAAUAAUGGCCCCAACUGUGCAAACUCCGUUUCAAAAGUACCUUGAGCAGCGGACAAAAGAGAAAAAGGCCAAUCAACAAGCUCAGAAGGAUGAAACAGCACUUGCGAGUUCCCCUAAAGGUCGCGCUGAUGAUAGUAGUUUCAGUCUAGUUGUGACUAGAAAGGAGAAGCUCCUUCAGCAAAAGAUCAGUGACGCCAAGCUAUCGGGAAACUCUCGCAAGCUGAGGCGGCUAACCAGCGACCUGCAGAAGCUCUACGAUGAGAACCCGUGGCUAUCAUCCACUGCAGUUUCAGAGGGUGACAUUCUGGCUGAUGACCGUUUUGCAGCGGUUCUGCAGAAUGGGCGGGAAUUCCACAUCGACACGUCCAUCCAGGAGUAUCGAGAGGGAGGCGAUCUAUCGUCGGUGAUUACUGCUCAGCGAAAAAUCAGACGGUGA
Giardia duodenalis is the source of this 1710-nucleotide messenger RNA. RefSeq names its product Protein required for cell viability. Gene Ontology annotation, molecular function: RNA binding. Bases 1 to 1710 code for a protein of 569 amino acids. Gene Ontology annotation, biological process: rRNA processing. The record is from RefSeq and is a predicted model, not a curated record. NCBI's taxonomy places the organism in Eukaryota, Fornicata, Diplomonadida, Hexamitidae. The transcript has a single exon.